This is a messenger RNA of Cinara cedri, 3972 nucleotides long. The record is from the annotation of a GenBank genome assembly. NCBI's taxonomy places the organism in Eukaryota, Metazoa, Arthropoda, Insecta, Hemiptera, Aphididae.
AUGUUCUUGGAAUCAAAGAUCACAAUGUUAUUAACUAUAGCCCUGAAUUACCCAAUAGUUCUAUUCAAAUAUAAUGAUGAUUGCUGCAGUACAAUGGAAGAAAUGUAUAGUAAGAAUACUGUUUCUAUUACAGAAGUUAAUAUCACUGAUGAAAUAUUAACCAUCCCUGCAUAUAAAUUAGACAUUUUCUUUACUGGAGAUUUGUUUACACCAGAAAAGAGGUUUAAAUCUCUAUAUUGGUUUGUAAUAAACCAAAAGCAGAUUUAAAAGCAUUGCCUAAGAAUUCUAUGAAUGUGUAUCCCUUAAAGGUAAGUAUUAAAUGUUCAUUUAAUGAAAGAAAUAAAAUGAAAAAAAUGAUAUGUUAUAAAAAGUGUACUUUUGUGGAAGGAACCUGUAGUUUGAAGGAUGAAGAAUUAGAAAAAUUGUUGAUGAUAAAGUACAAAAUAAUGUUGUUAUUUCAAAUGAAAUAAAUGUUUUUUUUCAUGAGAAAUUUGAAACUGUAAAUAACUCUUGUGUAUUGACAAUCAAAAAUAAAAAUAUCACCAUAAAAGGUUUAAUGUGUUAUGGUAUUUGUUGACAUGAAUCUUGUAAACAGUUUAAACUUGUGGUAGAAAACACAACUGGUAAUUUGUUACAAAUGACAGUUUUGAGUAACAGUUACAAUUAUAGCCACUAUGGUAAACUGACUGCAUUUUUGAAAGGAAAAAAAUCGAGAAAAACAUAAACAAAUGUUAAAGUACUGCCCACUGAUGAGUUUGACAAAAAAUAUAUUUUAAAAACUUCUCCUAGUAAACUAAAACGUAGUAACUUGUGCAACAUCAAGUCCAAUUGUGUAUAUUAUAAAGUAUCUCACAAGCAAAAGAAUCUUGAUGAUCAAGUGGCUGCUGAUAAGAUUGAUAUGCAUUUAUUAAAAGAAACUUGUUCAGAAUUCAUUCAAUGUGUAUCUGAUCCAAAGGAAAAAGAUUUUGAAACUUAUUUAUUUAUCUCAGUCAGAUUUAUUUUUAAAAAGUGUUAUAAUUGUAAAUCGGAGCGAAAUUAAUGGUAGUAAAGUUGUACACAGAAAAACAAGGCCAUAAUAUUUUUCUAAUAAUAUCUACAUUUAGUACAUUUUCCAUUUUUCUGACAUUCUAUUCCGGUUUUUCCGGUUAUUAUGAAAACCUAUUAAAAAAUCACAAAAAUGACCUCUCCUAAACCAUAGAAAUAUAAUUUUCUUUCAGAAAAUAAUUUAUACUCAAUUCAUGGUAGCAAGAUUUCUAAUAGAAAUAUCUAGGUAUCUUAGUACACAUAAAAUGCAUUUGAUUUUCCCCUAUUUAAAUAAAAAGGAAAAAAAAAAGUACAGAAAAUUUCUUUUCAAACAUCGAUUUUGAACCCAAGACCCAUAUAUUAUGACAAUAUGUAUCCAUGAACAUUCGACUACAACAAACAUAUAAUAAAGUAGACAAUAUAGUUAUUUAACAUAAACAUGUAAUAUCUGCAUAAUAUAUGAACUUCAAAAAGCUGAAAUUUCAAAACUUAGUAAUUUCUCUCAAUUCUGACUUUACCAUCCUUCUUAAAUCGGCAAUACACAAAUGUUCGAAAAAGAAAUUGAAAAAUUAGAUUUGUUCCAUAUAACUUUUCAACAAAAUUGAAACAAUUAGUUCUUAAAAUGUAUUGGGGAAAAAAAUAACAAGAAAUUGUUAUAGUAAAAUAAUUAUUGUUGUUUAUAAAUUACUUUCUAUAAAAGUUAAUACAAUUACCAUAAACUAUUCACUACAUUGAUAAUGUCAUUGAAGAUAGGUCAUAAUCAUAUUUUAAUGGAUUCAUAUUUAAAACAUGUAACAUAUUGAGCCUCACUAAUUGAAGUUUAAAUUUGUUAAGACAAUAGUAAAAACUAAACUUUAAAUUUAACUUACUUUUUAUAAUUUGUGGGAAAUUUAUGAAAUGUCAAUUCCGGAUUUUUCUUGCUAUUGUUUUUACAGUUCCAAAAACAACAACUCUUGUAUGAAUUAAUUUUAUAAUGGUAGGUAUAAAAAACAGAACGCUUCAAACACAAAAUAUUAAGAGAAAAAUAAACAUAAGGAGAGAUUAACAAAAUGUCCAAAGAUUUAUAUAAUACUAUCCUUCACACUAUAAUUAAUAAAUUUACCGUUGGGCGCGUUUGAAGUUUUAUUCCAUUUACGGCGUGUUUUGUGGUCGAGCGAUAGGCCAACGGCGAGUGGAGCGGAAGGUGAAGUUUGGGCUUAGGUCAGUGGUGCAGCCUAGCAAUCGGCAGCCAGCACGGUAAUAUAUGCUUAUCAGGAUGACGUGUUAAUAUCACACGGUAACAGACGGUAUCAAUGAUAAUUGUUAUCAGUAAUACACGUUUAUAAUUUGAGCAUACACUCAUAAUAAUAAUAUUAACAUUGAAAUCGAAUAGUUUAAAAUAUCUCCCAAAUUGUAAGGAGCAAAAACUUGUAUGCAUAUGAGUUCUGAACAGGUUGCAAUAGCUUCUUCAAUAUGGCCAAUUUAUUUAACAUUUCAAGAAUCAAUACUAAAAAACAACUAAGACUCCAGAUAUAUCUGUGAUCUUAGUCAAGAACAUUCUGAAUAUAGUGAAUCACUUUUCUCAACUCAAUAUGCACAGGUGAAAUAACAUCUUAUCUCAAUAAUGGUCAAGAAAAUUUAAACUAACAGCAGUGAUGAAGAAUCUUCAUAUGUUAAUGCAGAUGACACUUCCGUAGACAAAAUAUUGAGUCAUUUAGAAAAUCACUUAAAAGGUGCAAUUAAAACACCAUUUUUCACAAUAUUUUAGUAGAGUAAUUUAACUAUUUUUGUACAGUAGUUUAUAAUUAAUACUGGUAUUAAACCAUAAGACGGGACAAAGUGGGGCCUUCUUUUUUUAACGCUUUUUUAAAAUACCAUGUGGAUUAUUAAUUCAAAUGACUGCAACUUAAAAUAUACAAAAUAGACAUAUGAAUACAAUUUUUAACUUUUUAUGUGUUUUCAAUUGUUUUUUAUUUUACACUAAAAAAUAGUCCAUCCACUUUACUUAUUAGGAUGAAGUUGAUGCUUGCAAUUUUCAUUAAAAAAUCAUUUAAUUCCAUUAGAAUUCAGAAUACAUACAUUUAAGUUAAAUCACAAUUUUAGAUUCUGAACUGAGCAAGGAAUGUAUUGGUUUUAUAAUGAUGAUUAUUACUUAAAAUAUUUAAUUAUAGACACUUUAAUUUUGAGAGAUUUGUAUAUAAAUAUUAUUUGGUAGGUACCCAGCAGAUAAAAUUAUAAGACUAAACAGAAAUGAUUGAUAAUACUUUAUUUACUGCUCACCUAUAACAGUGUUACACCUGUUUCCACCAUCAUCUCUUUUAAAUUCUGAAUGAAUCGAGGAAUAUAUUGGUUUUAAAAUAAGGUUAAUUUAUUUUAUUUUUAUCUGUGAACAACUUUUCUACCAGAAAUCUUACUCAGAUUUUCAAAUGAUACACAUUUUCUGAAAUGAAAUUUUAGAUCAUAUAUUGAUUUUUUAAGAAGUUUUCAUAAUAAUUAUUUGAAAAAUUGUUUAAAAUAUAGGUACUUAUUGGUAUUUGAACAUACAGAUACCCGCCUUAGAAAAUAUUCUUUCACACGGAACUGAUGUUGCAAGUACACAAAGACAUUUUUUCAUAAGUUCAAAUAAACAUGGAUAAACAUUUUGAUUGUCCUUUCACCAUUUCAAAGGACUUUCAUGCCUUGAUAUUAAUUCUUCUUGAAGGUACUUAUCAAUUUGAACAAUAGCUGCAGAAGUUGGAUUUGUAGAUCUCAACUGACUACUUACCACUUCAUCAAAUUUAUUCCAAAUAGAAUCUCCUCCCAAAAUUGAAAUUUGAUUUGAUAUAACCGGCUGUACAUUAUUUAAAUUUCCAAUAUUUACUACAGUAGCUCUACUAAUUAAUAUUUUUUUUUUUUUUUUCAGAAAAUGAACUGGUGUUGAAGAAUCCAUAUUUUUUGAAUCUCGGGUCGAGUAUUGUAGCUUCAGCAUAA